CUUUCUUCUUUCUGAAAGCAGGUCUGCUGAGAUGCGCAGGGCUCCGACACAGCGGAGGUCGCGAGGCUGCUGCUGAAUUACAAUUGGGAUACGAAGCCACCAUGAACGAGGGGCUUUUUUUCGUGUAUUACGAAUUACCGCACGUUUAAUUAAUUGAAGCUCUCUUCUUGGGAGGAUUUUGCCCUCUGGUCUCACGCAGGAAUGUUUUUUCUCGGCUUGGUUUUGCUACAGAGGACCACGGAGACCUCGGAAGGCAUCGGUCAUGCUCUCUGGGUUCUGCUUUAGACACCUAAACAGAGGUGCAGUGGCUCCCCCUGAUGGUACCUGGUGUAAUCUGAUCUAGGAGAGGCCCAUGCUCGUCUGCUGCUGACUUGCUAGAAAUGCAACCAUUGGCUCUACACCUCAAGAAAACACAUGGCUGAUACGGCAAGGUGAGGGCCCUGCUGGGAGCGUGAGUUGUAAAGUCCCCAGAAUUACAUCACAUGGAGGUCAAAGGACAUCUGAUCACAUCCAUGGGUUUGGGGGCUCCUGAUGUUCAAGGCUGCCCGGACAGCAAGCUGCAGGCUGAGAGGAUUGCGGCUCUACAAGAGAGGAAGCAGGCCCUGGAGGCUCUCCUCAACACCAGAGUGGGAGAGCUCAAACAAGUCUGUUUGCAGGAAGCAGAGCUGACUGGGAAGUUGCCACGUGUUUUCCCUCUGGAGACGGGAGAGAAACCCCCAGUGGUGCAGCGCAGACUUGGCCUGGCGCCCAAUGCCAAGGCAGAGGAUGAGGCUGCCCAAAGAAAGCAGAUGAAAGACAUCUUCACUGGUGCUCUGUACAGAAACUCAGAAUCAGGCCGAAAUGUCCCAAAUAGCAAGAGGACAGUUCAUCGGGGGUGUCACACAGAGGACACUGUCAUGUCAGAGAGUACAAGCUCCAUGUCAGAUUCAACAUCCCAUGACAAUGAAGAGUCUUCUCCCAGUGUGGCUGCUGACCAGCGCUCUCUGUCUCAGCCCCGGCUCACUGUGGGCAGCCCUGACCACAGGAUCAGCAGGAAGUUGUCGCCAGUGGAGAUUUACUACGAGAUGAGGACACGCCGCAACUCUGUAACAAGCUCUGUUAGCCCAACUCACUCUUUACCAAGAAGUGCAUCUAACGUCGAGGGUAGAAGUGUUCCCGCUACUCCUCUCUUGGCCCGAACUGCUCCAAUCAGCGUUCACGUCAGGUCGGAUGCGUCGGGUGGUAACGGGUUGAAGCAGUGGUCGGGCAGUCUGGAUGUGCCCUAUAUGAUUCCACUGGCCCAGGAGGGCUCUACUUCUGACCGCCGAGGCUGCCCUUACAGCUCCCGGGCCAGGCGCAGUAAUAGCUCAGAGGCCCUGCUGGAUCGGUCGAGCCUCCCUGAUGAUCCUGCUCCGAGAAACGGGAUGCCUCCCAGAGGAGGGCCCUACAAGAGCUCAGAGACACUGACUGAUGGCAAGCUGCGACACAUUCACCUGGGCAGCCCCGAGAGACAUGCUGAUGGCUCUGUGGAACAAGCUAAAAUGCGUCUGUCCAUGGGCAGCAGAGGGGCUGGUGGAGGCUACAAUGAGCUAUUGAUGGACUAUAUCUGGGGGAAACAGCAGAGGAUGCAAAUGCAGCACCACCUGUACCAGUCCACAGGCAGGAUCUGGCAGGACAUGUCCUCUCCUCGUUCCUCGACUGCGGCGGCACCCCCCCAUGUGAAUGGCUUUUCCCAUUCCCAGGUGCACCUCCCUAGCGCUGCCCCACCUUACAGCCCCAUGGUCCUCCGAGGGUCCCAAGCUGAGCUGCGCAGGGUCAAAGUCACCAGAACCAAAUCUUGCGGACCCUUUAUUCCUUUGCAGCAACAUCCCCAGGAUGCCAUCCUGCUGUCAGCGUACGAGUCUCCCCUUCCUGCCUCUGGCACCACCACAUCCUCCAUACCCAACCUACAUCCCUACCAGACCGAGCUGUCUGGCCCCUCCUUCAGCCGCAGACCCCCACAGUUCUCUCUCCCGACCCCAGAGGACUCAACGCGAAGCUUGCAUAAAGCCCUGGCUCUAGAGGGACUGAGGGACUGGUACCUGAGGAACGCCCUCGGCUAUCCUCCUGCUGCCUCAAAGGGCCACGAGGCAGGGAUAUCUCGCCUCUCGCACCCCCACCCUCUAGUGCACCAGGCCCAGUCUGUUCAAGGUGAACCAGCCAACCUCCACAGGUCUCAGAUGCCCCAGUCAGCCAGCUUUCACGGUCACCCGCUGCAUGGAAGGUCGAUGGAGUUCUCUCUCUAUCAGGACACUCCUCAGCCACAGAUGCAAGAGGUGACCCCAAAGGAACCCAGUGCAGACCCAGGCACCUUAGUCUGAAGCAGCAGAACACACACACACAGACACAGACACACACACACACACACUCACACACACACACACACACACACACACACACACACAGUACAUUUUAUGAGCAACAACACUGUAGCCUCACACACACAUCACUAAGACUCACAUAGUCACACAGUCAAGUUGAUACAAUGUGACCUCAACAGCAAAGCAAAACACGGCAACCUCAGCAGAAAGAGACUGGAAUAAAUGACAAACUGUAGCUGUACAGCGUGAAAAGGCCUUGGCAAGUUCCCCGUGUUAUAACUUAUCCCACUUAUACAGUAUCUAAUAACUUGGUCAUGCUGUACUUCAUAUAUUUCUGGUCCUACACGAGCAGUAAAAUCCUUCCUAAUAGCCCUGAAAAGUCUCCCGAGAUAUAAUUUUUUACAGAAUAUAUACAACUCUAAAUUACUAUUUUGUAUCUUCUGUGAUAUAAAGAACAGUUAUAUUAAAGAGGUAAUUUAUUGCUCAUUAAUCGUAUGAUAUACAAAGAUGUUAUAUGAGCUCACAUCAUUUCAAAAGUAUUAGUACAUGCCGGUGAAUGUGUGUUACUAUGUAAACUAUGUAAAAUGCAGAAACAUGCUUCAGUCUUCAUCCGCCAUUAAUUUCGCAGCCAUUUGUACUUUUCACUUUGAUACAUGAAGGGCCAUGAACUGUAGCGUACUGUUGUAGCACGCAGGAGUGCCUAAAUGUUUUAGGCAUUGGUUAGGCACUGGUGAGAAAAGUAAAGUACUUUCUAAUAAUGUGAAAUGCUAGCAUUAAAAUCUUGUAAGGAAAAAUUGAAAGCAAUUCACGAUGUCAUGAAAUUAGGGUACUUGGAAUGAUGUCAUAUAUAUUGAGAUUUGUCAUUUUGUUUUCUAUAUUCAGCUCGGUGCUGGCUGAUACAUGCGGCUUUCUCUGUGCUGACCUUGACAGAAUAAUUAGACCAGUUUUAGGGUAAACUUGAGGGUUGUUGUGAGACCUGCUGUAUGGCAGUAGCACAUGACUAUAUGCCAAUAAUUUACUCAUAUCAAAUCAGUUUUUCUGUAUUUAGUUGUGGAGGAUUUGAAAGUCGUAUGGAGCACUUUAUGAACAUCUUAAGCCUUAAUUCCCUAUAAAAGUGUCUCCAAGAGAGAUGACAGACAAUAGGAAUGUUUUGACAGGGUUUAUAAUUGGGAAACAUUAAGAAAAGUGAGUUUUGUCAACAUCUACUGAAGGUCUAUCUGAGUGUUAGUCUGUAUAUAGUGUGGAUUGUACUGAUGAGUUUGAAGCUGAUAUUCUAUUCCCGUACUAACAAUGUAAUUUUUAAACUAACCACAUAAUAUGUAUUUAAUCAAAAUAACCUGCCCAACUCAUUCCACCCCCAAGUGAGCACUAUUUAAUUGGUUGUAAAAAGUGAGAUUGGUGGUGUGAACAGAAUAGGGCUGCUGCAGUUUUGAAUGACGGUGUGAGCAGGUCUCACACCAGUACAUUUGGUAAUGAGAAUUCAUGCAGGCUGAUUUUUGUAUUUGUCAUGAUUUCAACUCAUUUCAUGUGUAUGGUUUUGUGUUGUUUGUAAAAACUUUACAUUUUUUAAAAUCAGAGUAGUGAUGUGUGAAAUAUAUUCUGAUAUAAGUUAGCAAUCAGAGUCUUGAUAGCGUUCUACAAUGGAAACUUCAGAAAAAUCUGAAUAAUAACUGAAGUCCUCUUAGUGUAAACAUAACUUAACAUAUUUUUUUAAAGUAUUUUUUUCCAUUUAAUGUACUUGAUCUUUGGCCAUCUUGGGACUCAUUUGAAUGUAAUUCUUUACGUUUGUCAUAAGUGAUGUUGUUUUCUACUUUGUUACAAACUGUAGCACACUGUUGAAUGUUACCUGGUUUCUUCUGCUGUCUGGUGUGUUCACGUCCUCUCAGUAUCCAGUUUCAUACUGCUUCUUCCAGCUGGUUAAAGCCUAAAAUCAAAGACCAAACUGCUGUGCACUGGGGGUCAUAAAUGUAUUUUUCAUAAAAUGUAAUGUAAGUUGAAAAUUAAUGAGCUAAAUUCAGCUCUGAAGCAAAUUUAUUCAAACUAUAUUCUAUUUAUGAACCUAUAACAUUUUGUAGCUAUCUACUGUAGCUCUUUCUCAUCAGUGUGAGAACUGGUAAUGUGUGUUAAAAAACAUUUUUUCAGCAGUGUGAUGUGUUAAUAUUUUUAUUUUUUAAUUUUAAUUUUUAAGUGCAGUUGUUUUCUGUUUCUCUCAUCUCUUUAUAUCCAGGCCUAUAUGAAAUAAGACUAGACAGGCCUGUCCUAUACUGUAUGUAUGAGAUUGUGCAUUCAUUCUACUUAAUAAAGUGUCAUGUUCAAAUCAA
Messenger RNA from Micropterus dolomieu (smallmouth bass), 4660 nucleotides. It is a transcript of the gene ccdc120b, whose product is annotated as coiled-coil domain containing 120b. The transcript is spliced from 11 exons. NCBI's taxonomy places the organism in Eukaryota, Metazoa, Chordata, Actinopteri, Centrarchiformes, Centrarchidae. The record is from RefSeq and is a predicted model, not a curated record. Bases 483 to 2339 code for a protein of 618 amino acids.